Messenger RNA from Trichoderma harzianum CBS 226.95, 483 nucleotides. RefSeq lists its product as hypothetical. The transcript has a single exon. The record is from RefSeq and is a predicted model, not a curated record. Bases 1 to 483 code for a protein of 160 amino acids. Lineage: Eukaryota; Fungi; Ascomycota; Sordariomycetes; Hypocreales; Hypocreaceae.
AUGCUCCCCUUGCAUUCUUCCGCCAAAGUCGACAGCCUUUUGGCUUUUGACCUCUCACCAGAGCACAAAGAAGACUUUGAAGUGACCAAUUCGAGUUCGACCUUCUUCAGGUAUAUUCAAGAGGACAAGGACAGCCCGGACAUCAAAAUCUUGGAAAUUGCCGGCUCCGAGCGCUAUCACUUCCUUGUCUUUAGUUUCAGCCGACCGAAGACGGAUUUCAAGAUUUCGCCAGAUGGCCGCGUUGCUCUGUCUGGAGAAUUCGUUGCAGGAAACGCCAAGUUUAACUGCACUCAAGAUCACAUAUCUAAGUUAGUCUAUAUGCACAAGGCACGCUCAGAUGAGCAGGUUUAUCAAGGAGGAUCUAUUGUCGAGUUUCUGGAAGAUACCCCGCAGAUGAAGGCGUGGCAUGUCUUCAUGCAUCAACGAUUCGACUACCUUAUUGGGAGACGGGUGAAUCUCACAGAGGACGCCGAUUCACUCUAG